AUGGAUUGUCAGUGCACCUGCACCUCUCCUGAUCAUCCAAACGAAAAAUUUACUGCCACUAUAAGUAAGGAUAUUUUUACUUUCAAUGCUAUGAAAAUGGAUAAAGAGAUCGCGCCACGUCGAAGUGAGAUGAUUAAUACUAAAACUGACAUAAAGAGUCGAAGUCAGAUGGCUAAAACGAAAACUGCGAAAAAUACAAAUGCCAUACUUAGAGACACAGCAAAGCAACCAGUAGCAAACAAAGAAAAGAACAAACUCAACAGCGUAUGGGAUACAAUAGGUAUAAAACAGAAAAAGGAGACAAACCCAAAGAAAGUGGAUAAUUCUGUUAUUAAUAAACAGGACAAUUACAAUGUUUGGAAAAGUUUGAAUAUACCAACGAAAAAGAGUAUAGGUUCAAACACUAACGUAUGGGGACUUAUCAAAGGUGUAGGGAAAAGUCACAACAAUGCAAACAGUUCCCCACAAAUUAUGAAUCAAGUGGAUCAUACAAUUAUAAGCAACGAAUUUAAUAGCAUUAUUCAAUCAACUGGAAAUACUAAUCAAAGAAAUAAUAAUAAUUGGAUGCAGCAGAACAACAGACACAACCAUAAGGACCACAUGGUUCAAAACUUCAGGGAUCAUAGAAACAAUCAUCAUGUGAAUACAAUGAACAAUUAUCAUGGUAGCAACAUGCGGCAUGGUUCAAAUAUGAAUCACGGAACAAAUACUGGGCAUGGAACAAACAUUAUUCACGGAACAAACGUAAAUCACGGAACAAAUACUGGGCAUGGAACAAACAUUAUUCACGGAACAAACGUAAAUCACGGAACAAAUACUGGGCAUGGAACAAAAAUAAAUUACGGAACAAGCGUAAAUCACGGAACAAAUACUGGGCAUGGAAUAAACAUAAAUCAGAGAACAAAUAUUGGUCACGGAACAAAUAUUGGUCACGGAACAGAUAUGAAUCACGGAACAAAUAUGAAUCACGGAACACGUAUAAAUCACGGAACACAUAUUGGUUACGAUUCCAACAAUUAUCAUGUCACCAACAAAAACCAUGGAAACAACAAUUAUCAUGGCACUAACAAUAAUCAUGAUAGCAAUCAGAAUAAUCAUGAUGGCAAUCAGAAUAAUCAUGAUGGCAAUCACAAUAAUUAUGAUGGCAAUCACAAUAACCAUGGGAAUUCAUGGAAUAGUCAGAAUAAAAAUGACUACGGGCACCAUAAUGAAAAUUGGGUUCAAGACAAUAACGGUAACACUGCCAGAUAUGAUCACCAUCAAAACCAACAAAACAGAAACCGCACAACCAAAAGUAACAGGAGUGACCAGACUCAUAAUCAUUAUGCAGGAGUGCAUCAAACCAAUCAGAUUCAUGCUAAUAGCCAUAAAUUCCAUGAUCACAAAAAUCAUCAAUGGGGUAAAGAAAAUGGAAUCAACAAGGAAUUGAUUUCUAUAAAUUCAUUGGGAAAGCCAGAGCAAAGAAGCAAAACGCAACAUAUGCUAGGAACAAAACCUCAAAGCGUUUCCAAUUUUCCAGCUUGGAUACCAUGGCAACCAGUUCAAACAAACAAUAAUAAUCACCAUAGCCAAACAGUUCAUGUAAAUGGUUACGAUCUUGGACACACACAGUGGUCCACGACAACAAUUGAUCCACUCAAUAACACUGACAUCGAACCAAUAGAACGUGAAUUAGUGCACUGA
Mytilus trossulus (common blue mussel) is the source of this 1683-nucleotide messenger RNA. Its product is annotated as GATA zinc finger domain-containing protein 14-like. Bases 1 to 1683 code for a protein of 560 amino acids. The record is from RefSeq and is a predicted model, not a curated record. The transcript has a single exon. NCBI's taxonomy places the organism in Eukaryota, Metazoa, Mollusca, Bivalvia, Mytilida, Mytilidae.